Molecule: messenger RNA, 828 nt
Organism: Prunus armeniaca (apricot)
Lineage: Eukaryota; Viridiplantae; Streptophyta; Magnoliopsida; Rosales; Rosaceae
Source: the annotation of a GenBank genome assembly
AUGCAAUGUCCAUAUCAUGGGUUACCUCUAAAUUUACAAAUGAAAUUUUUUUAUGAUGGACUAACCGAAACUUGUCAAUCGACUGUCAAUAAUGUUGCAGGUGGAGCUCUAAAGAAAAAGAAUGCUCAAGAGUCAUAUGACAUAUUUGAGAUGUUGGGAUCCAAUGCUCAACAUGAAGAUACAAGAGGUAAAAGUGCAGGUGUCUAUGAGAUUAGUCCUAACAAUGAGCUUGUUUUACAGGUUGUUGGUUUACAAAGGAAGCUCGAUGUUGUGCUCAAUAUGGUACCUAAAGUUCCUCAAGUUGAAGUUUGUGCUAUUUGCAAUGUUCAAGGACACUCAACUCACAUAUGUUCAACUAGUAAUGAUUAUCCUACGUUUUUCCAUGAACAAGACCAUAUGAUGAAUUCGUACAACCAAAGGCCAAGAAAUGACCCCUUCUCGAACACUUAUAAUCCUGGUUGGAGGAAUCACCCAAACAUCUCUUGGAAAACCCUUCCCGUCAUUAUAACUUCUGACCUUUCACCAUUAGAGGAGGACAAGUUGAUUAAAGUUUUAAGAGACCACAAGAAUGCUAUCGGAUGGACCAUUGCACACAUCAAGGGAAUAAGCCCUACAAUUUGCAUGCAUCAAAUUUUGAUGGAAGAUGCCAAGCCAACUCGAGUCAUUUAUCCUAUCUCAAAUAGCAAAUGGGUGAGUCCUAUCCAAGUUGUUCCAAAGAAGUCAGGCAUCAUAAUGGUCAAGAAUGAGAACAAUGAGCUAGUGCCAAUAAGACCCAUCACGAGAUGGAGAGUUUGCAUUGAUUAUCAGAAGCAAAACACUGCCCACUAG